UCAGGAAAGUAUAAAUCCUAAUGUCGAUUAAUCCUGAUAGCAAGACCACUGUCUUCGUUGGUGGUUUGGACCAAGAAGUGACAGAGCAGCUGUUAUAUUCCGCCUUCAUUCCUUUUGGAAACAUCAUAUCCGUACAGAUCCCACCUGAUCCUGCUUCCAGAAAUCAGCAUCGAGGAUUCGGGUUCGUGGAAUUCGAGUCGAAGGAAGAUGUGAAGGAAGCCAUCGACAAUAUGCACAUGUCCGAACUCAAUGGACGUGUUAUCAAAGUCAAUCUCGCAAAACCACAGAAGCUCGCCAGUGGAAGCAAUAAAGCUAUUUGGGAUGAUGAUGCAUGGCUUCGAAAAUACGCGCUUAAUACUGCUGAAGAUCAAUUGGACGCUAAACCUCAGGAAGACGCAUCCAUGGCCGAAGAGCCCCAAGACAGCGAGUCAUCUGAAAUAGUCUCACAAGCUCCUUCAUCAACUUCUGGAAAGCUUCCACAGGUAUUCUUGGACGUUCGAAUGGGCAACACACCUGUCGGCAAGAUCAUUAUUGAACUUCGAUCAGACGUCGUUCCAAGGACAGCAGAAAACUUUCGAGCAUUGUGUACAGGCGAAAAGGGCAUUGGCUAUAAGGGUGUAAAGUUCCACAGAAUAAUACCACAGUUUAUGUUACAAGGAGGAGAUUUUGAAAAGGGCAAUGGAACAGGAGGAAAAUCCAUCUACGGCGGGAAAUUCAGAGACGAGAACUUCACUCUAAAGCACACCGGUCCUGGUAUACUCUCUAUGGCUAAUGCAGGACCUAACACCAAUGGGUCACAAUUCUUCAUAUGCACGGAGAAAACGGAAUGGUUGGAUGGAAAGCACGUUGUGUUUGGCCAGGUUGUGGCUGGAAUGGACGUUGUGCGCAAAGUAGAGAAAGUAGGAACAGCCAGUGGGAAACCAACUCAACCAGUUACUAUUGUCGAUUGUGGGCAAAUUGUGUAAAUAGAAGCGCCAAGAUCUAAUUAAAUCAGACUGAAAACCAACACGAAUCUUUCAUUGAAGAUAUACUUUU
Molecule: messenger RNA, 1035 nt
Organism: Umbelopsis ramanniana AG
Lineage: Eukaryota; Fungi; Mucoromycota; Umbelopsidomycetes; Umbelopsidales; Umbelopsidaceae
Exons: 6
Coding region: 21-965 (314 amino acids)
Biological process (GO): protein peptidyl-prolyl isomerization; protein folding
Cellular component (GO): intracellular membrane-bounded organelle
Molecular function (GO): peptidyl-prolyl cis-trans isomerase activity; RNA binding
Source: RefSeq, a predicted model, not a curated record